AUGCUCCCACACCCCACCCACUUGCAAUCGCAGGAGAGCCAGCCCAUCUCGCUCGUGUACGGCGACCAGAACCCGCACUGGAUGCGAACCGUUCGCUACUUCCUCGUCCGCCCGGGCUUACACUCGCUUCACCUCCGCUGCUCUGACUCGAAAAAACUCCCCACACUUGGCACCUACAUCGCUCGCUGCAGCCACUCCCUCUCGUCCCUCCGCCUGGAGAUACAAGGCGAUGUUGGCUCCUCCAAGGGCCAGGAGAGCGAGUGCUGGAGGCUGGAAUUUCUCAAGGAUUGCGCCCAGCUGCAGGAGCUGAAUUUGGGGCGGGGCAUGUGGAAACUCAACUGGCAAUGUGUGAACACGUCAUGGUUCAAGUCAAUCCGCAAGCUGACCCUAGAGCACAUUCAUUACGGGAGCAUGAGCUUCCAGUUUCUCGAGAUUAUCACGCCGCAGCUGCAUGAGUUCACGCUCUAUGAGGACGGCAACGUGCUUCGUGAACAUCCCGGCGUGCCCUCCACCACCACCCUCGCCUUCUCCUUCCCCAACGCACGCCUCCUCCGCUUCCGCUUUGCCAGCACUGAGCUGCACCUCACCCUCACCGUCCCGCCCUCCCUCGAGACCCUAUCAGUUGUGGCCAAACGUCUGGUCCUUUCCUGCAAAAGCAGUGCCCCUCUCGCUCUCCACCACCUCUCGCUAUACGGCCAGGAGCAGCUUGUCGUCUCCUCCCUCCGCCUGGCAUCCACCAGAGUUGCCUACUUGGACGGACCUACCAGUGACCAGGGAGUUUUUUCCUGGACGGAAUUGCUUGGCACUAUAGCGCCAACAGUGGAGGUGCUUAUAGUGAGGCAUGGGGUGCCUAUAAAGAAGGUGGAGGCGGAGUGGGGGAGGCUGCAAAGCCUUGGGAUUGUCGUGCCCCCCUGGGACAAGAGUGCCCAUGUGAACAACUGGGGAAUGGGAAUGGUCUCGGAUGACGAUGAGGGUGAGGAGCAUCUAGACGAUGGCAGGUUGCGCUUCUCUUGGGCGGAUGAACCGGAAAUAACAGCCAAGAUUAAGGAUCGGGAGCGGUUGAUGAAGGCCUUCCCAAAGCCGCCAUCCAUCCGCGCUCCGAAUCUGCGGUUCCUCUUCUUUCCCACCCGCAAGGCGUGUAAUGCGCCCGCACUGGCUGCACUGCGGCAGGACUACCCCGCCCUGGCUCUCUACUGUGUGGUGGACCGCUCCUUCUAUUGGGAGAGGAGAGGCAAGACGGUGAGCAAUGGGCCGGUGGAGCAUGUGAGGAGGGAGAAGAGUGGGGUGUGGGAUGAAGAAGUGUGGGAGAUGCGGGCCAAGAAAGUGAGGGAGAAGAUGCACAGUGUGAACAGGAGGCUGGUGGAGGGGUACUGUGCUGGGGAGGACCAGGUUCAUGUGCUGCAGUGUCAGUAG
Closterium sp. NIES-65 is the source of this 1413-nucleotide messenger RNA. NCBI's taxonomy places the organism in Eukaryota, Viridiplantae, Streptophyta, Zygnematophyceae, Desmidiales, Closteriaceae. The record is from the annotation of a GenBank genome assembly.